Messenger RNA from Plectropomus leopardus (leopard coralgrouper), 2821 nucleotides. RefSeq names its product monocyte to macrophage differentiation factor 2-like. The record is from RefSeq and is a predicted model, not a curated record. Gene Ontology annotation, cellular component: membrane. NCBI's taxonomy places the organism in Eukaryota, Metazoa, Chordata, Actinopteri, Perciformes, Serranidae. Gene Ontology annotation, molecular function: pore-forming activity.
CGUCACGUUUCAUAAGUCGUUACAAUCCGAGCAGAAGCGAUCAGAUCGAGGCGGUUAAUUCGCUCUGAGGGGAUUCAGGCUUCAGCCAUACUGUCUGUCUGCUGUCAACUGUUGCUGAUUUCCACUGUAAAUGAAUCUUAUAAGGUUUAUGAACAACCGCGUUCCUCCUAACAAGAGAUACCAGCCCACAGAAUAUGAGCAUGCUGCCAACUGUGCCACGCAUGCGUUAUGGAUAAUCCCCAGCCUGCUGGGCAGCUCAGUGUUGCACUUCCAGUCAGAGGACCAAUGGGAGCGGCUGUCGGCCUGGGUGUACGGGGCGGGGCUCAGCUCGCUCUUCAUCAUCUCCACCCUGUUCCACACUGUGGCCUGGAAGAAGAGCCACCUACGGUCUGUGGAGCACUGUUUCCACAUGUGUGACAGGAUGGUGAUCUAUUUCUUCAUUGCGGCCUCCUACGCCCCCUGGCUGAACCUGCGGGAGCUGGGUCCCUGGGGGUGCCACAUGCGCUGGCUGGUGUGGGUCAUGGCCUCUUUCGGAACCACCUACGUCUUCUUCUUCCAUGAGAGGUAUAAGCUCACAGAGCUGAUCUGCUAUACAGUGAUGGGAGUUUUUCCUGCCUUGGUCAUCCUCUCCAUGCCCGAGCAGUCGGGGUUGUGUGAGCUGCUGAUGGGCGGAGCCUGCUACUGUCUGGGGAUGGUCUUUUUUAAAAGUGAUGGCAUCGUUCCAUUUGCUCACGCCAUUUGGCACCUGUUUGUAGCAAUGGGAGCAGCCAUACACUACUACGCCAUCUGGAAGUACCUCUAUGCCCAACCGUCCGGUCAGGUCCAGACCUCCAGAUGACAGCAACGCUGACCUCACAGGAAGUAGCUCUUGGGUUUGAGCAACUUCACGGGGAUGAUGUAAGCUGUGUCCCAAUUCAGUGGCUGGCUCCUUUGUAAAGCAAGUGGGCUGAAUCUCCUCCCCAAAUAAGACGGAGUAGAUCACAAAAAACAAACUAACAGUGCAUUGAGGUGAUCCUCGUCAACUUGUAAAGUUAAAAAUAUCGGUGUUCGUCCCAGGAAGUUGCAUUAAAGUGGCCAGCAAAGUUGUAAUGGGUCUACAGUCAUACUAGCUGCUCUGUGAGACUGUACUCAUGCACAGUGGUGCUUUGAGCUAAAUGCUAAAGUCAGCAUGCUAACAUGCUUACAAUGACAAGGUUAACACGCUGAUUAAAGAAGGAGGUAUAAUGUUUACCAUGUUCACCAUGUUAGUUUGGUGUAUUAGCAUAUUUUUAUUUCUUAAUUGACACUGAAUACAAAGUAGGCAGAUGGUUCUUCUAAAAUUAUUUGGAGUUACAUUGUUGGUUAGUGCGAACAAUAUCGCCGCAAAAGUAAAUGUUAAAGCCAAGCCAACAUACUUCCAGCGGGUCAUAACAUAGGAUUGAGAGGGUUUACUUUUAUAUGAGGUAUUGCAGGAACGUUUUUGCAUUGUAAUUUCCACAAUGUUAUAUGUCACUGCAGUGUCACAUGUAACACUGUAGCAACCUACUGAGUGAAAUUUCAGAUUGUCAUCAUUAGUACGUCAUUGUAAGCGGUACAUUGUCCCAAUGUUUCUGCCACUUGGUAGAGAUGUUGUGAUGUCACUUUAAAUUUCACCAGGAUGUCUCAUGAAGCGUCCUUACAAACACAGAGUUGUUGCAGGAACAUCUCUGCAACAUAACUAUGUUACCAUUUUUAAGUAAAAUGAUGCAGUGAUAUCAUUAUAACUUCAUAAAGGAAUUCACUCCACAACUGCAACAUUGCGGGGACAUACUGGAAAGAUUUCAGUUAAAUUUGUACCUGAUGGUGGCACUAGUGGUUUGGAGAUCACCAAAGUCAUACAGUACAUCUUCUAGGGGACUGUUAAAGUCCAUGUUGUAGAUUUCACUCAUUCAAGAGUGGCACAAGAAAAGACGCGAAAAGACUACCAAAGUCAUUGGGAUUUAUUCUCUGGAGAUCAUGAACGUUUGUACUAAAAUCCAUCCAACAGUUUGUGAGAUGUUUCAGUCUGGAGCAGAGUAGUGGAUCAUCUUACCUACUGACAUUUACGUCACUAAAGGAAGGCUGCCAGCAUGAAAAAAGGAUCAGUAGUCAAACUCAAGCAGGUUUAAUGGGUUUACGGCACCAGUUGUGAUGUUUCACCACAACACAUGAUGGACAACUGCAAAUAGUGUACUAAAGAAAUGUUAAAUGUAUGCAUACUACCUCAGUUUAUCUUAAUCAAUUCCUGGCUGCCAUUAUUUACACUAUGAGCUGACUAGGACACCUGAAUGCACUGUUAAGCAAUUUUCCAGCAUGCAAUAGAUUGUAGGAUCCUGUGGUGGAUACUGGAAAUGAUUCAUGUGUUGUUUUUGCCAAAUACUAUGUCAUAAAAAGUAGGCUAUGUUCGGAGGCGACUUUGCAUUAAGGCUCAGCCUGUUGUGAAAACUUCAAAGGAAGCAGCCGUGAACUAGGACACUGCUUAUGUUUUUAUUUUUACCGAUCCAGUUUAGUCCAAUGUUAAGUUAUUUCUGCAGGAACUUUGGUUUCAUUCCAACAAUCAGGGGUUAAAUUACUAUUCUUGGAGGUUUCUCUCUAUGUGGUGCACAUCCGGAUUCAGUGUUCAGAAGCUGAAUUGAAGACAUUGUCUUAUUGUCAAGAGGAGGACAAUGUUUACAAUUAGCUGACUAUCAUAAUUACUUUUAGAACAUUAUUUAAAGUAUUAUUAUCAUCAUUAACAGAAGGUUUUGGUUUGAUUAUAUUUAGGAGGUUAAGGCAUCAGUAAUUUACUAUUUCAAUUCAGAACGUUAGAUAGUAUUAUUACUGU